AUGUCGUUCUAUGGAUGUUAUGCUGCUGGAAGUGAGCUUGACGAGUCGUGUACGCUACAGAAGGGCGACACAACAGCAGACUUUGUUCGGGUAAAGAGGGGCGACACAACAGCAGACUUUGUUCAGGUAAAGAGGGGCGACACAACAGCAGACUUUGUUCAGGUAAAGAGGGGCGACACAACAGCAGACUUUGUUCAGGUAAAGAGGGACGACACAACAGCAGACUUUGUUCAGGUAAAGAGGGACGACACAACAGCAGACUUUGUUCAGGUAAAGAGGGACGACACAACAGCAGACUUUGUUCAGGUAAAGAGGGGCGACACAACAGCAGACUUUGUUCAGGUAAAGAGGGGCGACACAACAGCAGACUUUGUUCAGGUAAAGAGGGGCGACACAACAGCAGACUUUGUUCAGCAUUCCUACUUGAGACAACUUCUCCCCGGCAAUAUGACCGAAAUUCACGACAUCGUGAGAAACGAAUACGACUCCACUUGUGUAGAGUGCGACUUCAUCUGCGCUGUCAACGACUGGAACCUGACGUCAGACAUCAAGAACAUCGUGUCUCAGAUACACCCUGAGACGAUGAAGAGGUAUUACGGUUGCGGACUCAAUACCCCCGAAGGCAUUGAAGGGAAACGUGUCCUUGACAUUGGAUGCGGGUCAGGCAGUCUCGUUUUCCUCCUCAGCAAAUUAGUUGGCCCAACCGGAAGUGUAGUUGGUGUGGACUUCUCGACGAAUCUUAUUGCCGAGUGUGUGAACAGGGAGGACUAUCACCGCAACAGAUGGGGAUACGACAAGAAAAACACGGAGUUCUUUGUCGGAAACGCCGAGAACAUGUCCCAGCUUAAAGAUCAAAGUUUUGAUGUCAUUGUAUCCAAUGGUGUGUUUUGCCUGAUUCCAAACAAGUCCAAAUCGUUCGCUGAAGCCUUCAGAUUGAUGAAGAAUGGUGGUGAGUUCUACUUGAAUGACAUAUACGCUGAAAACCCUGCCCCCGCCGAGCUGAUGGAUGACCUGAAGUUAUGGGAUUGGGCUGUGACUGGUUCCCAGCUGCCAGAUGAGUUGUUGUCCUCGGCCAAGGACGUAGGCUUCACCCUGCCAUACCUCACUUCCGUCGGACCUAUCGACAUCAGCGACAGCUUCAAAGAAAAGCUGCCCGGAAGAAGGUGCGUUUGCGCGGGCAACCGGAUGUUUCGUUUAGGAAGCGGAAGUAACAGGGGACCAGCUUCAGUGACGUACAAAGGAAACAUUAAAGGGCAUGAAUCUGAGUUCAGAUGGGACGUCAAUCUAACCUUUAAGCAUUCCUACUUGAGACAACUUCUCCCCGGCAAUAUGACCGAAAUUCACGACAUCGUGAGAAACGAAUAUGACUCCACUUGUGUAAAGUGCGACUUCAUCUGCGCCGUCAAAGACUGGAACCUGACGUCAGACAUCAAGAACAUCGUGUCUCAGAUACACCCUGAGACGAUGAAGAGGUAUUACGGUUGCGGACUAUAUACCCCCGAAGGCAUUGAAGGGAAACGUGUCCUUGACAUUGGAUGCGGGUCAGGCAGUCUCGUUUUCCUCCUCAGCAAAUUAGUUGGCCCAACCGGAAGUGUAGUUGGUGUGGACUUCUCGACGAAUCUUAUUGCCGAGUGUGUGAACAGGGAGGACUAUCACCGCAACAGAUGGGGAUACGACAAGAAAAACACGGAGUUCUUUGUCGGAAACGCCGAGAACAUGUCCCAGCUUAAAGAUCAAAGUUUUGAUGUCAUUGUAUCCAAUGGUGUGUUUUGCCUGAUUCCAAACAAGUCCAAAUCGUUCGCUGAAGCCUUCAGAUUGAUGAAGAAUGGUGGUGAGUUCUACUUGAAUGACAUAUACGCUGAAAACCCUGCCCCCGCCGAGCUGAUGGAUGACCUGAAGUCAUGGGGUGAGGCUGCGUGGUGUUAA
This is a messenger RNA of Haliotis rufescens (red abalone), 1926 nucleotides long. RefSeq lists its product as uncharacterized. Gene Ontology annotation, molecular function: methyltransferase activity. The record is from RefSeq and is a predicted model, not a curated record. The transcript is spliced from 14 exons. NCBI's taxonomy places the organism in Eukaryota, Metazoa, Mollusca, Gastropoda, Lepetellida, Haliotidae. Bases 1 to 1926 code for a protein of 641 amino acids.